Histoplasma mississippiense is the source of this 1896-nucleotide messenger RNA. RefSeq lists its product as hypothetical. Gene Ontology annotation, molecular function: GTPase activity; GTP binding; translation elongation factor activity. Gene Ontology annotation, biological process: translational elongation. The transcript has 8 exons. NCBI's taxonomy places the organism in Eukaryota, Fungi, Ascomycota, Eurotiomycetes, Onygenales, Ajellomycetaceae. Bases 1 to 1896 code for a protein of 631 amino acids. Gene Ontology annotation, cellular component: cytosol; ribonucleoprotein complex. The record is from RefSeq and is a predicted model, not a curated record.
AUGGUCAACUUCACCGUCGAGGAGAUCCGUCAAUUGAUGGACCGUCCGGCCAACAUCCGGAAUAUGUCCGUCAUUGCUCACGUCGAUCACGGCAAAUCCACUUUGACCGACUCUCUGGUCCAGCGUGCUGGUAUUAUCUCCGCUGCAAAGGCUGGUGAGGCCCGUUUCACAGACACUCGUCAGGACGAGCAGGAUCGCUGUAUCACCAUCAAGUCUACCGCCAUCUCCCUCUAUGCCCACCUACCGGAUCCGGACGAUCUCAAGGAUAUCCCCCAAAAAGUGGACGGAAAUGAAUUCUUGAUCAACUUGAUCGAUUCCCCCGGCCACGUUGACUUCUCUUCCGAGGUCACUGCCGCCCUGCGUGUCACUGACGGUGCUCUCGUUGUCGUCGACUGUGUCUCUGGCGUCUGUGUCCAGACCGAGACUGUCCUCCGACAGGCCCUUGGUGAGCGUAUCAAGCCCGUCUGUAUCAUCAACAAGGUGGACCGUGCCCUCCUUGAGCUGCAAGUUACCAAGGAAGAUUUGUACCAGUCAUUCUCGAGAACAAUCGAGUCCGUCAACGUUAUUAUCGCGACCUACUUCGACAAGGCACUUGGUGAUGUCCAGGUCUACCCUUACAAGGGAACUGUUGCUUUCGGGUCUGGUCUUCAUGGAUGGGCUUUCACUGUGAGGCAGUUCGCUGUCAAGUAUGCCAAGAAAUUCGGUGUUGACCGUAACAAGAUGAUGGAGCGUCUCUGGGGCGAUAACUACUUCAACCCCAAGACCAAGAAGUGGACCAAGGUUGGUGAACUCGAUGGCAAGCCUCUUGAGCGUGCUUUCUGCCAGUUCAUCCUCGACCCCAUCUUCAAGAUCUUCAAUGCUAUCACCCAUGCCAAGAAGGAGGAGUCUCUACUGGGCUCGUCGAGAAGCUUGAUAUUAAGCUUACCUAUCCGCUCCGUCGAAGUCAAGAAUGCCAACGACUUGCCCAAGCUUGUCGAAGGUCUCAAACGUCUGUCCAAGUCUGAUCCGUGCGUCCUGACGUACAUAUCCGAGUCUGACCCUGUCGUUUCCUACCGUGAGACUGUCGGUAGUACCUCCAGCAUAACCGCUCUCUCCAAGUCCCCCAACAAACACAACCGUCUAUACAUGACCGCACAGCCCUUAGAGGAGGAUGUCUCCCGUGACAUCGAGAACGGCAAGAUCGGCCCGCGCGAUGAUUUCAAAGCCCGUGCCCGUAUCCUCGCCGAUGAGCACGGCUGGGACGUCACUGACGCCCGCAAAAUCUGGUGUUUCGGCCCCGACACCACUGGCGCCAACUUGCUCGUCGACCAAACCAAAGCUGUUCAAUAUCUCAACGAAAUCAAGGACUCCGUCGUCUCCGGCUUCCAAUGGGCAACUCGCGAGGGUCCCAUUGCUGACGAACCAAUGCGCUCCGUCCGCUUCAACAUUCUCGAUGUCACCUUACAUGCUGACGCUAUCCACCGCGGCGGUGGACAGAUCAUCCCCACCGCACGCCGUGUCCUGUACGCAGCAACUCUCCUCGCAGAACCAGGAAUUCUCGAACCCGUCUUCCUGGUCGAGAUCCAAGUACCCGAACAGGCUAUGGGUGGCAUCUACGGCGUCCUCACUCGGCGCCGUGGCCACGUGUUCUUCGAAGAGCAAAGACCGGGCACCCCGCUGUUCACAGUCAAAGCAUACCUGCCCGUCAACGAAUCGUUCGGCUUCCCUGCGGACUUGCGCAGUGCGACUGGUGGACAAGCGUUCCCGCAAUCCGUCUUCGAUCACUGGCAGAUCUUGCCUGGUGGGUCUCCGUUGGAUGUUACCACGAAGCCUGGACAGGUUGUUACCGAGAUGCGGAAGAGGAAGGGUAUUAAGGAGAUUGUUCCUGGUGUUGAGAAUUAUUACGACAAAUUGUAA